AACUUAAAAGUCAACGUAGAAAUGCAUUUUAUAAAUAAAGUACAUGGUUAUUGGAUGAACUCGGUGGGACAAACAGCCAUUGCUUCAAACGUUGUUACAAUUAACCUUAACCAGUCCACAUUUUGUCAUCGCCACGUUCAGCAGGAGACAACGUUGUCUCACGUUCAUAUAGGAAUGUAUGAUGUAGAACAAAUAUACUUCUAUGGUAUGUAGAAUAAGUAAUCACAUCAGCUCAUUGAAUAUCUAUCUGCAACGUUCCACAACGCUGAGGUAUCAGCUACUUAACCUAACGGUCCGGAACACACCCCUUUACGAAAGUAGCACAGGAGGCAACGAACUGUUGAAAACGCUGCGUUUGUUUCCAAACGUGCCUGGAGCAGCCGAGACAUCUGACCUAUGUCGUCACCAGAGAUCGCUUCCCUGUCCUGGGGACACAUGAAGGUGAAGGGCUGCUCCUCUUCCUAUAAGGACUGUAAGGUGUGGCCCGGGGGUAGCCGCGCAUGGGACUGGAGAGAGACUGGGACGGAUCAUCACCCUGGAGUGCAGCCUGCAGAUCUGGAGGAGGUGCUUCAGAAGGGUGUGGCGACUCUGGUCAUCGGGCGGGGCAUGAGUGAGGCGCUGCAGGUCCCGUCCUCAACUGUGGACUUCGUGAGACAGAGAGGAGUGGAGCUGAUAGUUCUGCAGACAGAGAAGGCCAUCGCAGAAUACAACAACCUGGUUGGCCAGGGAGCCACGGUGGGUGGCAUCUUCCACUCUACCUGCUGAUGACAUACCACAGGUGGCCAGUAGGAGAACUCUGAAAGCCUGGUGCGAUUCAACAUGUCAUUCAUUACAGCACACCAUAGCAAAAUGUUUUGCAAUGGACACGUCCAUGUAGUCCCUCCCUGUUUGGUGCCUGAUGAACACAACCCUGGGGUGUAUUAGCGAAGUGAAACAUUCAGAACACCUUAAUGAAUAGCUAAAAUGACUUGCUGUGAAUAAAGGCUUGUUUUUGUCA
Molecule: messenger RNA, 997 nt
Organism: Oncorhynchus gorbuscha (pink salmon)
Lineage: Eukaryota; Metazoa; Chordata; Actinopteri; Salmoniformes; Salmonidae
Gene: aamdc
Product: adipogenesis associated, Mth938 domain containing
Exons: 4
Coding region: 397-765 (122 amino acids)
Biological process (GO): positive regulation of fat cell differentiation
Cellular component (GO): cytoplasm
Source: RefSeq, a predicted model, not a curated record